Triticum aestivum (bread wheat) is the source of this 1918-nucleotide messenger RNA. RefSeq lists its product as uncharacterized. The transcript is spliced from 4 exons. The record is from RefSeq and is a predicted model, not a curated record. Bases 118 to 1737 code for a protein of 539 amino acids. Lineage: Eukaryota; Viridiplantae; Streptophyta; Magnoliopsida; Poales; Poaceae.
CGGUCUUCUUCUCCAAUUCGCCCCUUUCCCUGCUUCGCCGUGCGCGUUGUCUUCUCCGGGCAAGCUCGCCGGUGUGCCUUCUCCAACUAAGCUGCACCUCCUGGCAGCGGGAGAAAAAUGGAUCCUCCGCAUCCCCGAUUCAAGGUUCGGAUCGUGAGGAAUCUCGUCAGUCUCGCAUUGGACGUAUCUCCAGAGCUCGCGGACGAUCCCGACCUGCUUGAGCGGGCGGUGCUUCUGAAGGGCGUGACGAGGCACACGAGCCCGAGCGAUCUUGCCAAGUUGUUCAUCCCACUCGAGACGGACGCGGCAGUUGUCCUCCGUGAUUGCGAGACCGGCGACUGCGCCGGCCUGGUGGUGCUCGCCAACCCCGGCGACUGCGAAAAGGCCAUCAAUAUGCAGGUGCCGCGCACGAAGAUCGUGAAGCUGCCGGGCGGAGAAACUGAUUGUGAUCCGGCCUCCGACGUGCUCUACUACAGGGAGUGCCUAAGCGUCAGCUUUCGACAAGGAGAGGUCGACAACCUCGAGGGGAGAGCAUUAGCCGGGCAGCAUGUGCUCGUUGAUGCCAUCGACGAUCACAUCAGGAGGAGAGCGACGAACAGGGGUCUCCUUCGUCCUCUGCUUCCACUCGUCUACAUUGAGGAGGAUCCUUUCGUCCACCUGCGCUGCCUCUUCAUCAGAGCGCCGAGGAUCUCGGGAGGUGCCGGCGGGGUGAGCAGAUUGGAGGCGAAGCUGGGGGCCAGAGGAGGAGUCUGUGCCACAGUCGCCUGCGAGGCGAGGUCGAUCGCCCUCUUGGUGUACGACCACACUGACACUGCCGAAGCUGUGGCCAGGAGCUUGGUCCCGAGCAGUGUGCAGCUGUAUGACUCGUCCAUGUUCCCAUUCGCCGUUGUCACUGCUGGAGCAGCUGCAGCUGCCGGAGAGGAGCUGGGAGUAGGAGGUAUGAUCCCCCCCUUCUUUACUCGGCCAGAGUACAUGGGGCGCAUUGUUCAGAUGCGAGGACUCGACACGCAGCACUGCGACGCUCGCGAGGUGGCCAGCUCCAUCCACGGCCAGGACGACGGCGACUUGGAGGCUUUGAUCAUCUACAGGCAGCAGGGGCUAGUGAUCGCUGUGUUCGGCACCACGCAAGGUGCUCGUCUGCAGGCCCUCGAGUCAGACGAUAACUGGAUCAGCAUCUUCGGCCGGAAGGUGACCUGCGAGCUCGUCUGCGACCCCGCGCUCUUCACCGGUCCUCCAGCUCCGGCGCCACCAGACGAGCUGCUCCCAGUCCGAGCUGCACCUUACUCAGGCAUGCAUCCGAUGGCGAUUCAGGCAGUGCACGACCUAUACGAGGAGGAGAGGAAGGUCUGUGCUCCUGAUGAUGUCCACGCCAUUGCCGGUGUGCUUCUCAAGUUCGCUGCUCUUUCCCAGCCCGACCUUCUCCGGCUCAGCAGUUUUCCGGACAGGGCCGUGCUUCUACUGGGGAUUCAUCCGGCCAGAAACUGGGAUUACUUUGUGGCGGCUAUGAGCACGUAUGGUGGCCUUGAGGAGCUGGUCCUCUGUCCGCCCAGCAGCGCUGCUCUGGUUAUUUUCAAGUCCUGGAGCUCGGCGUCCAAGGUUUGUUGGGAGACUACAGCCAGGUGCUUGAGCUUGGGCUUCAUCGAGGGUCGGCCCGUGCCGGGAUGGGAGCGUGCUGCUCGGAUCGCCGACGAGGUACACGCACUGCUACUCCGCGUCGACGCGGCCGUCAGGAUGUGAUCACGGCAGGUCCUUUACCAUGUCUGAACUCUGAAACAGAGUAUCGACUAGGUGAUGCUAAUUUGCUCACCCUUCAGUGGAAGUAAACUGCAUAAUUCUUCACCAUGCGAGUUUGCUCCUACGGUGUAAAUUGAAUGUUCAUUUGUACGCAUAUCUUUUCAUCAUACUAGAUACUACUAAU